AUGGAGAUUAAGGGCAGAGUGUUUGGAGUUUGUUUAGGUCUUGCUGUUUUUUUGAGCAUGUGUUUGGUUGAUGGGCUCGAAGAUUCUGAUGCAAUAGAUGGUGGCAUUAAUGCUGGGUUUAAUAAUGCCACUGCUGCUGCUAUCCCCAAGCUGACUGCUUCAUCUGAUGAAGUUUUAGUCAAAAGCAAUAACAAUCAAAAUGGAGGUGGAAAUGGAGGAGGAGGUGGUGGUGGAGGAGGUGGAGGUGGAGGUGGAAAUGGUGGUCAAGGUGGGGGAAGUGGUGGCGGAGCAGGUGGUGGGAAUGGUGGAGCUAGUGGAGAUGGAAGAGGUGGUGGAGGUGGCGGAGGUGGAGGGAAUGGCAAAGGCCAUGGAUGGGGUGGAGGAAGUGGUGGUGGUGGAGGAGGAGGUGGUGGGGCAGGAGGCGGUGGAAGUGGAGGAGGUGGUGGCGGCGGUGGUGGUGGUGGCGGUGGUCAAGGUGGAGGUUGGGGUUGGGGAGGAGGAGGAGGCAGUGGUGGCGGCAACAACAAGGGUUGUUGGGCUUGGGGAUGUGGUGGCCAUCCAAAAGCAAUUGGAGGAGGGAAAGGCAGUCCUUAG
This is a messenger RNA of Prunus dulcis (almond), 594 nucleotides long. Its product is annotated as putative glycine-rich cell wall structural protein 1. The transcript is spliced from 2 exons. The record is from RefSeq and is a predicted model, not a curated record. Bases 1 to 594 code for a protein of 197 amino acids. NCBI's taxonomy places the organism in Eukaryota, Viridiplantae, Streptophyta, Magnoliopsida, Rosales, Rosaceae.